CUCGCGCACUCCUCUCCGGACCGACGGAGUCGCACGAGACUGGCGACGCGCUUCCGACACCGGUCCGGCUGGUCGCGGGUGACCCGAGGAGGAUCACCACUUUGACGAACAGGACCCCGGGCUCCGCUGGCAGGAAAGGUGGAACUAAACUACAUUCAGUGACUUGAGAGCGAUGCACUGGCAGCAUGGCCAAGUGGUUCAAGGAGCACCUCGGAUUCAAAACUACCAAAGCACCCCCUCCGGCGCCUCCGAAACCGGACUACAGACACUGUCACACCAGCGUGCCCGGUGCGCCUGGCUACCUACACACGAGCUCCGGAGCCACCUUCCCGAGCCCCGCGCAACCGGACAUCCUCGCUGCUUACAAACUACAAAAGGAGCUGGACUUCGAGGACCCGUACACUCCAGGUGGAAACAUUUCAUUCGGCUCGAGCGUGAACAGUGGCGGGUCUCCGGAUAUCAAGUAUGUGUCACCAAAACACCGACUCAUCAAGGUGGAAACAAUCGAAAAGAGCAGCCCGGCUCCGGGCGGCGGCGUCACAGUCACCCAAGCUGUUGCUGUGGGGAGCGUUAAAUCUCCAACUUCACCUCCCCCGGACCACGACAACAAGGAGAAGCCCAUUAUCCUUGAAGACUACGCGGACCCUUUCGAUGCUGAGCAGGCUGGUGGAACUCAGAUCAGUACGGAAAAGGUGACGACCGAGAACGAUGGCUACAUGGAGCCCUAUGAAGCCCAGAAGAUGAUGGCAGAAAUACGAGCUGGUGGGCGAGGACCUAAGGAAGGGCUGGUGAGGCAGCUGCCCCUGUACGACACGCCAUAUGAGCCAGCCGAGAACGGCGGCGACUCUGACCCUGAGCACUCGCGCUGCCCCAGAGAAAGCCGGCUGCCCCAGGAUGACGAGCGACCCCCCGAGGAGUAUGACCAGCCCUGGGAGUGGAAGAAAGAGAGGAUUUCCAAAGCAUUUGCAGCUCUGCUUUGUUAUGACUGCAUUAGCUACGAGGGUUCUGUAAGUGGCACUGGAUCAGGUCCCCACGGAGGAAAGGACUGCACUUCUAAAUCCCUCACAGUCCAGUUUGACGGUCUGGAGAAGUCUCGAAUGUCGCCGACCAAGGAGGGGAAAACCCGCCCGCUGCAGCGACACUCCAGUAGCUGUCUGGUGAACACCAAAAUGUCUUCACUGGACCACUGCAGCGCCUCUCUCGGGGAGCGUAUCGACCCCACCAUGCCCCUGGAGAGCCAGUUCUGGUACCACGGAGCGAUCAGCCGAACAGAUGCAGAGUCUCUACUCAGGCUGUGUAAGGAGGCCAGCUACCUGGUGAGAAACAGCGAGACCAGCAAGAACGACUACUCCCUCUCCCUCAAGAGCAGCCAGGGCUUCAUGCACAUGAAGCUGUCUCGGACAAAAGAGAACAAAUACAUCCUGGGCCAGAACAGCUGCCCUUUUGACAGCGUGCCCGAGAUCAUCCAUUUCUACUCCAGCCGGAAAUUGCCCAUCAAGGGUGCCGAACACAUGUCCCUGCUCUACCCUGUGGCCAUCAGGACACUAUAGUGCUCUGGGUCACCUGCAGGCGUCGUUCCCUGCGGUACCCGCUGGGACACACUGUGGCUCCACGCUUCCGGUCCCUCUGGACAGAACCCAGGAGGCUCAUGGGAAAGAUGAACAGUGGCAUCCCAAAACUGCUGUUCCUGACUCACCUCACCGGCCGACGGAUUCCCGACCUGUUUUGAAGGCUUACUGCAUACUAUCUUACACAUACAGACUCAAUGUUGCAGAAGUCUUUAUUGUUUUAUUCUAUUUUAUUUAUGACGGACACCCACUUCAUGGCAUCACAGACUGACUAUCUGAUAAACAUCAUUUCAUUGAUCCUUGAGCUGAUUUCCCCUUCGCACUUAACACUCAAAGAAAUGGGAAGGUACAACAUUGUAACAUUUGUCACUGGGGUGUACCUUUUAUUAAGAAAAUGUUGGACCUUUUUCCUAAGAACGCACAUCAUGAGAAUUGUAUGAACAAGUUUGUUUGACUUUGCCCAUCUGGUGAGGCUCUGUGGAUACUGUAAUUGUUUGUAAGGGGACUUGAAGAUUGUAAGCGUCGUGCAAGGGAAGCCGCAUUUAUGAGGCAUGUUGAGGGAUAUUGUCCACAUGGGCCCCAUACAGUGGUCAGGAUAUUGAAUAAACUGGCCUUCUGUGAAUGAUGAGUCCCCAGCUGCGCAGGAAUAACAGGUGUGUGUGUGUGUGUGUGUGUGUGUGUGUGUGUGUG
Molecule: messenger RNA, 2258 nt
Organism: Cyclopterus lumpus (lumpfish)
Lineage: Eukaryota; Metazoa; Chordata; Actinopteri; Perciformes; Cyclopteridae
Product: SH2 domain-containing adapter protein F-like
Exons: 7
Coding region: 186-1550 (454 amino acids)
Molecular function (GO): phosphotyrosine residue binding
Source: RefSeq, a predicted model, not a curated record